CACCAAGAAGGGCCCCCAUUAGCAAUGCAUGACUGUGCAACUUCCACUUUCCUUACUGAUCUUUGUUGGCUCGCUCGUAAAAGAUCUGGUUAGGAAAGACUAUACGACCUUGGAAAAUUGUCCGUUGUUACACUUGUUUCGAGGCUUUUACUUUACUAUUUUAUUUUAUUUGUUUCUUUUUCUCUCCUUUCCAAACCUGCUACAAGGUGAGGAAUUGAGGAUGUCAUUGAGCUGCAGCAUUGUUUCUUUUUCAGCACCCCAGAGCACAGUUAAAAGAAAAUGAAGAAGGGUGUAAAAAGGAAGGGAAAAAAAACGUGUGUGAAAGAUCUACAUUCUACAUGAUGUUGCUAUUUGUUAUCAAGUUCCUUUAGAAUCUAACCAGUACGUGAAGUGUAAGGCUCAUUCAUCAAUACAGUUGAAAAACCGCCCCCUUCUUUGGAGAAUGCAGCUUCAACCUUAGCGACAUGCUGCUAAUGCAAUAUCUGGAACCACAUGGCCGAUGAUGGUGGACAAACCCGGGGGCUGUUGGUUCAGCACAGCCUGAUCUUGCUCAUUUUCCUUGGUUGUCAAUCCCCUCCCCCCCUCUCGGUCUUUUCGGUCAUCGGAGGGUCCGCUUCAACAGCCUCACAACCUGGGAUUCCAUCAGCCCGCCAACCAAUUUGCGAUGCAGCCCUGCACAUCCGCGUAUCCAUUCGGGAAAAGUUCCCUACCAACACAUGGUCAAGCC
Molecule: messenger RNA, 727 nt
Organism: Aspergillus caelatus
Lineage: Eukaryota; Fungi; Ascomycota; Eurotiomycetes; Eurotiales; Aspergillaceae
Exons: 1
Coding region: 29-283 (84 amino acids)
Source: RefSeq, a predicted model, not a curated record